AUGUAUAACAACCGCUCCCAUCCGCUCCUCGAGCAGGUCCCCCUGACCGUCUCCCCCUUCAUCUCGCUCCCCGCCGCCACGACACUCUCAUACAAUUACAAGGCCAUGCCCUCGGCCCUGCCACCCUCCGCGACGGGAGUCCCAGCAGCCGUGACGGAUGACGCGGCAGCCGCGGCGGGGGGGAACAACGGCGGCGGCGGCGACGGAUCUUCCAACAACAAGCCCAAGUACGUCAUCUCGCAGUCCGGCCACGCCGCACACCCGGACGACAUCAUCGCCUCGUGCCGCGCGCUGCAGGCACACAUCACCAAGAUGCAGGAGGACGCCGAGCGCGACCUGCGCGCGCUCGAGACCAGGAUACAGGAGCGCGAGCUCGCCGAGAAGAGGAGGGUCGCGCCCGGGUGGCUGGACAGCGAGGCGCGCAUUCUGGAGCCUGAGAGGGCCGGCGGCGGAGGUUCCGAGGCCGAGGAGGCGGCGGCGGCAGCGGCGGCGGCGAGAGAGACAUCGGCCGUGGCGGGGACGAGCGAGAUGCCCUUGAACGACCAGGGGGCGGAGUUGGACCGCGUGUUUGGGGGUUUGAGCAUGAAAUAG
Colletotrichum higginsianum IMI 349063 is the source of this 591-nucleotide messenger RNA. RefSeq lists its product as uncharacterized. NCBI's taxonomy places the organism in Eukaryota, Fungi, Ascomycota, Sordariomycetes, Glomerellales, Glomerellaceae. The record is from RefSeq and is a predicted model, not a curated record. Bases 1 to 591 code for a protein of 196 amino acids. The transcript has 2 exons.